UAUAAGGUUGUAGUGUUUCUCGGUCACGCACAGCGACUGAGGAGCUUAUCCAUGUGGAAAAGAUAAAGUGCUGAUUGUAGCGAACUGUUACAGAAAAGUAGGCGAAUAUAGAUGCCACCUUGAUACAUACAGUCUACUACUCAAUGGCGAGGGCAUGAUGGGUAACAACACCGGGACACAGUGCCCUUUGCUCCCACUUGACAAGACUGUCUGACAACGGCGCGGGAAAUAGCUACCGAGUAGCCAAUAUCAGGGUGACAGUCACAAUCUAGUAGUUACACCAUUAUACUCAGCAUGGCAAGUGAGCAGGAGGUAUCAGCAGUCGGCAAGAUUCUGGUCAACCCAAAGCAGGACCUAACAACACGGUUCAGAGCUCUCUUCACCUUGCGUAACCUGGGCGGACCAGAGGCCAUCGAAUGGAUCAGUCAGGCUUUUGUUGAUGACUCUGCUCUGUUGAAACAUGAGCUGGCAUACUGCCUGGGGCAAAUGCAGGAUGAGAGGGCCAUACCCACGCUAGAGACUGUUCUAAAAGACACAACACAGGAGCCUAUGGUCAGGCAUGAAGCAGGGGAAGCAUUAGGAGCUAUUGGGAACCUUAAGGUCCUUGACUUGCUGAAAGAGUACUCAGAGGACCCAGUCAUCGAGGUGGCAGAGACGUGCCAGUUGGCUGUUAGGCGGCUGGAGUGGCUGAUAUCUGGUGGGGACCAUAAAGGAGAAGAGGUCACCGAUGGAAACCCUUACUGUUCUGUGGACCCUGCUCCCCCAGCUCAGAGGAAGACUGUCCCUGAGCUGAGGACACAGCUCCUGGAUGAGAGCCUGCCGCUGUUUGAGCGCUACAGGGCCAUGUUCGCCCUCCGCAACCUGGGCACCGAGGAGGCUGUCCUGGCUCUAGGAGAUGGUCUUCAGUGUAGCAGUGCCUUGUUCCGCCAUGAGAUUGGCUACGUCCUGGGUCAGAUCCAGCACCCCGCCAGCAUCCCCCAGCUGCAGGCAGCCUUGGAGCUGGACGGGGAGAGUGCCAUGGUGAGACACGAGUGUGCCGAGGCCCUCGGAUCCAUCGGCAAGGAGGAGUGUAUGAAGAUCCUGGAGCACUAUAGGAAAGACACAGAGCGCGUGGUGAAGGAGAGCUGUGAGGUAGCCCUGGACAUGCUAGAGUAUGAGAACGGCACACAGUUCCAGUACGCUGACGGACUACUACGACUGCAGGGGGAACAGUAAGCAUGGACAUCAGGAGAACUGCUAUACAGCACUAGAAGAGCUUUCUACAGAGGUCAUAACUCAUGAUCACUGAUACCCAUUUUCACUUAUUAAAACUAUCUGACUCUCGCCUGUCAUUUUUAGCCUUUGAGACAAGGCAGUGUAAUAAUUGUAUUACAGUACAUCUGAAGCCAUGUUGUGGUUAAUUUAUUUAUUGUUUUCAUGGAAUCUAUAUGAUUCAAUGGUUCAAUACCCCCCCCCCUCAUCUCAGUGACCCAUUCACUUGUAUUUUGUAUUCCAAGUGAUCUGAUCAUAAGCAUCUGAAAUCAGGAAACCUGAUUGUCGAAGAUUGUUAAUCCACUUUUCAGCUGUGUCAUAUUCGCAUAGAUUUUAUCUUGGCGGAAAUAAAAUAAUAAUAAAAAAAGGCUUAGAUAACAACAUUAUUCUGUAUUGUCUCAAUGCUGUCACUUAGCGCUAUCAUGGUAGUACGUAGGCUUUCCUUAAGCUUGCCUGUGUUCUAUUCCAGUCAGAUGUGGGAUCAUGAUGGCUCAGGGAGGUGUUGGAUCAAGAUGGCUAAUCCACGCAGACAACGCCAUCAGAGAAAUGAAUAACAGGGUUAUAUAUAAUUAUAAAUACUUUACCAGUUCUUUUCAGCUUUCUCAUUCCCACUGAAACACAUUGCUAUCCUCUGUCUUAACAAAUACAUUUUCACAUAUGCCAUUUAGCAGAUGCUUUUAUCCAAGGCAACUUAGUCAUGCCCUGCAUACAUUUUUAUGUAUGGGAGGCCCCAGUGGGAAUUGAACCCAUGACCCUAGGUGUUGGAAGCACCGUACUCUACCACAUGGGUACGCAACACUUUUCCUGGAGUUCUGCAGAUACUUCAGGAUUUUGAUCCAACUAUACCUAUACUAUACGCACCAUACCUGACCAACAGCUAAUUGAGCAGUUCAGUGAUUAUUCAACACACCCGGUCUUCUAGUUUUGUUAAAUCAAAAACAUGGAGUGCCUGCGGAAGUCUAGGGCAGGGUUGCCUAGCCUGCUCUACCCGGUAAUGUAUGGCUCUUGCAACGCCAAGGGUCUUGGGAUACAUUCCUGCUAGAGUCUACCAACUGAGCUAAACAGGACUACUUAAGAGUACAAACAAACCCCUUUUGUAACCCUGAUCAGGGGAACACUAAGUGUGAUGUAUUUACAUCUUCAGUUGUGAGCUCUGCAGAGAGGGGGGACAGAAAGGCAGCUGUCAGCUCUGUGGAGGGAUAGAGAAUUAGCAGCAUGCUGAGAGGGAGGGCAACCGCUAUAGUAAAAUGGGGUUGAAGGACCCACACUAAACUUAGUUUAACACAGAGCCGUGGAAACAGUACCUAGCCUUCCCUCAACCUGCCAACAACUCCGUCACCAUGAUGCACCCCAUCAUGAUCGGCAUCGUUGUAGUCAACACCUCCAUCACCGUCAUCUACUGGAUCUUCAUCCUCACAGAGGCCUUCCAUAGGAAGAUAGAGGAAGAGGACAAACCUCAGGAUAACCCUGCCUAAAUGACUAACCUUACAGAGUUGUCCUGCUCAGAGUAGAUUGCUUUUAGUGCUUCUGUGUGUCCUGUUUUGUCUGGUGGAACUGCUCAGUCCUCCACAGCUUCAGCACAGUGCUCCUACCAUUGGAGCACAGUUUUACACACAGGUAGUGCAUCUCUUGAAACUGAUCAAUAAAUAUAUUUCCGUAUAUGAUUAGCUGUAUUUCUAACAUGUUAUUUUACAAAGGGUUUUCUGACUCCCAUUCAUACAGGAAAUGCUAUGACCUUGUCUUGACUCUGUGGCAUUACAGUAUUGAAGCUUAUCUCCAGAUUGGGAAGCGAUUAAAUCAUACACACAUUGCUGAGUGAAAAAAAUCAGAUAUCUUGUGUGCAGAUUCCAGGUUUUAGCAGAUUGAACACUUCCUGAACCCUCCCUUUGUUCGGCUUGAUGUGUCAUCUUAUGGACACCAGACGAUAUCUUACUACUGCUCACAUAAGGAGAGGAAAAUACAUCCAAUGCAGCCUUAUAUCAGGGAAAUGAAUGGACUGAAGGGCAAACUCAACCAAAGGAUUCUUUGUUUGCAGCUCAACCCAGCAAGACCGGAACACUAUGGCUAACUGUACCAUGGAGCCUCCAGGGGUCCAGACCCAGCCUACUGCUGAGUGGGGAGAGGUGUGGAACCGCCCCAGGACAUAUAACCCAAGGCAGCUUCUACAGGCCAUAGAGAAGGAGGAUGAUCUCUACUUUGUUGACUAUGUACCCUCCUCCCGUGAUGCCUUCCACAUGCCUCCUCAUGUCCUCUAUGUCACAAUGGGAGUGAUAGUGGUAGUAGUGGCCUGCUACGGCAUCCUAGGACACCUGAUCAAUGAUCUGUACCAUGACCUGGCAGGUAAAGUGGGGUGAUCACAUGUCAAAAGACGCAUCCCUGGUCAUCGAGAAUGUCACCAUAGAUCUUAGGGUGGCAGGUAGCCUAGAGGUUAGAGCGUUGGGCCAGUAACUCAAAGGUCGCGGUUUUAAUUGCCUGAGCCGAUAAGGUGAAAAAUCUGUCGAUGUGCUCUUGAGCAAGAGACUUAACACUAAUUUGCUCCAGGGGUGAUGUACUACUAUGGCUGACCCUGUGCAACAGCACAUUUCACUGCACCUAUCUGGUGUACGUGACAAUAAAACAUAUUUAUUUCUAUUGUGGUGAAUUCCAUAAUUCUGUAUUUUCUUGCUAAACAUGUUCAAAUGAUCUUGAUGGAUGUCAGACCUCUGUGGUAUUCUGCAUGCGGUUAAUCAUGAGAGUACGUGAGGGUUGCCAUCUAUGAGUAUGAGCCUUAGGUUGUAGAGCUUGAUAGUCAUUGUUAGAACCAAAUGUUGUGAGAAUCCCCUUUAUUACAUGACGCUGCCACGUGCCCCCCAAUCACAAACAUCUGUUCACUGACCCAGAUACUAGACAGACAGACAUCUUUGGUAGAACUAAUCAGAUUAGUAUCCUUUCACUGUGGCACCCAUUGAUACUGAUCAGCUUUGACCUUCACACCUCGUAGCACCAAUUAGAAGCCAUGGAAAAGGCAUGUCAGCUGGAUCUGUGGAUUAAGAGCGCUAGUUAAGGCUACUUCACAGUCAAAACAAACACAUACAGUACAUUCGGAAAAGUAUUCAGACCCAUUUACUUUUCCACAUUUUGUUACGUUACUGCCUUAUUCUAAAAUGGAUUAAAUCGUUUUUCCCCCUCAUCAAUCUACACACAAUCCCCCCCCUUCCCCAAUAUGACAUUUACAGAAAUAUUCAUACCUUUUACUCAGUACUUUGUUGAAGCGCCUUUGGCAGCGAUUACAGCCUUGAGUCUUCUUUCGUAUGACGCUACAAGCUUGGCACACCUGUUUUUGGGGAGUUUCUCCCAUUCUUCUCUGCAGAUCCUCUCAAGCUCUGUUAGGGUUGAUGGGGAGCGUCGCUACACAGCUAUUUUCAGGUCUCUCCAGAAAUGUUUGAUCGGGUUCAAGUCCGGGCUCUGGCUGGGCCACUCAAGGACAUUCAGAAAUUUGUCCAAAAGCCACUCCUGCGUUUUCUUGGCUGUGUGCUUAGGGUCGUUGUCCUGUUGGAAGGUGAACCUUCACCCCAGUCUGAGGUCCUGAGCGCUCUGUACUUUGCUUCGUUCAUAGUCUACCAGUCCCUGCCGCUGAAAAACAUCCCCAAAGGUUGAUGCUGCCUCCACCAAGCUACACUGUAGGGAUGGUGCCAGGUUUCCUCCAGAUGGGAUGCUUGGCAUUCAGGCCAAAUAGUUCAAUCUUGUUUCUCUGAGAGUCCUUUAGGUGCCAUUUGGCAAACUCCAAGCGGAGGAGGACCUACAAUGCUGCAGAAAUGUUUUGGUACUCUUCCCCAGAUCUGUGCCUCGACACAAUCCUGUCUCAGCGCUCUACGGACAAAUCCUUUGACCUCAUGGCUUGGUUUUUGCUCUGAAAUGCACUGUCAACUGUGGGACCUUAUAUAGACAGACUGGGUCCUAGGCCCACACCCAGAUGAAGAGGAAGGUGCCUGUGAGCCUACAGGAGUGGAGAAGGAGGAGAGGUGGAAGACUGCCGUCGAGGCAAAGAGGUGGAUGACGAUCAACAUAGAAGAGGAGAGGAAGGGGGUCCUUCCAUUAGUCAAGUCUCCCAGCAUGUAAAAAACAAAGAAUCAACUUUCCUCUCCAGAAAACAGACUCACAUCUCUAUUAGGCUAAAUGUUAUUCUGACCCCAAUUGACUAAGUUCCCUUGAUAGCAAUACACAGUCCACUCUAUCCUGCUCUCCGCUCUGUCCUCAUUUCCUCCCAGGUUGGCUCCCAAGCAGCCAAAUCCCAUUUCUGUUACUUCUAAACUAAUCCCGUUUUGAUACAAAUUAAAGGAAUCUGCAACCCCAAUCUAUUUACACAAUGUAAUUUUAGCAUCAGAGGCAUAGGAUAAACGAAGUUACUGUAUAUACAAACAAUGUAACUGUUUUACCAUUUUCUGUACUGUAUAGGAUAACAAAUGUAGACAGUUUGAACAAUCCAAUGGUGCAGAAACAUUCAUUUGUGGCAGUGCUCCCUGAAAGGUUCCAUUUCCUUUUGACCCCCGUAGAAAUAACAGUUCACAUUAAUACCAUGGGACUGAGCAGCACCUGGACAAACACACACAACACUCAUCACUUUUGCUAGUGUUGAGCUUUAUGUGCUGCUGUAACGCUGUAAACGUAAAUACAUCUGUUUGCUUGUGGAUAAGGUGGCCAAAGAGGAUGACCCUUGUUCCAAUAAAGGAAAGACUGGACCUGUC
This is a messenger RNA of Oncorhynchus nerka (sockeye salmon), 5975 nucleotides long. RefSeq names its product deoxyhypusine hydroxylase-like. Gene Ontology annotation, molecular function: deoxyhypusine monooxygenase activity. The transcript has 8 exons. The record is from RefSeq and is a predicted model, not a curated record. Lineage: Eukaryota; Metazoa; Chordata; Actinopteri; Salmoniformes; Salmonidae. Bases 295 to 1215 code for a protein of 306 amino acids. Gene Ontology annotation, biological process: peptidyl-hypusine biosynthetic process.